AUGCUCUCCAUCAGAACCGCCGCGCGCUCUGCGCCCCGCGCCCUCGGCCGCCUGGCCAGGCAAACCCCCGUCGCCCGCCCCAACACCCUCUUCAAGACUUCCUCCCCCCUGAGCGCCGCGCUCCGCACACAACGCGCCUCCGCCUUUUCCACAACCGUCUUCCGCCGUGCCGCCGAGUCGGAUGAGGAGCUCGCGGCAAAGCUCGAGAGCGAGCUUCAGUUUGAGGAGGAGGUCAAGCAGAACGAGCAGCUGCCCGCCAGCGUCAAGGACUUCCUUGACAACAGCCCCUUUGAGCUGCACGACACCCCCGGCAAGGAGGACGUCAAGCUGACGCGCACUUUUGGUGACGAGAAGAUCACCAUCACCUUCUCCAUCGCCGACCUCGCCAACUACGAUCCCGACAUGUACGAGCAGGACCGCGCCCUCGAGGAUGAGGACGACAUCGACGCCUCGGACAUCCAGAACGCCAACAAGCAGGCCAACGUGCCCGCCACGGGUGGCGCCCGCUCGGCGCAGGCCGAGGAGGAUCUCGAGGUCGAGGAGGAGGAGGACCUCGACGACGACGCCGCGCCCCCGACGCGCCUGUCCAUCGUCGUCGAGAAGCCCGGCCGCUCCCCCGGCGCCCUCAACAUCGACGCCGUCGACCAGGACGGCUCCAUCAUUGUCGAGAACAUGUUCUACUACGAGGACGCCGCCCUCGCCACGCCCACCACCCCCGAGGGCGCCCAGAAGAAGGCCGACGUCUACCCCGGCCCUCCCUUCGGCAGCCUCGACGAGGACCUGCAGAUCCUGAUGGAGCGCUACCUCGAGGAGCGCGGCGUCACCCAGGCGCUGGCCGUCUUCGCGCCCGACUACGUCGACGUCAAGGAGCAGAAGGAGUACGUGCGCUGGCUCAGCAACGUCAAGGGCUUCAUCAGCGCUUGA
Messenger RNA from Verticillium nonalfalfae, 924 nucleotides. RefSeq names its product Mitochondrial acidic protein mam33 (gene MAM33). Gene Ontology annotation, cellular component: mitochondrial matrix. The record is from RefSeq and is a predicted model, not a curated record. Bases 1 to 924 code for a protein of 307 amino acids. The transcript is spliced from 2 exons. Gene Ontology annotation, biological process: cytosolic ribosome assembly. Lineage: Eukaryota; Fungi; Ascomycota; Sordariomycetes; Glomerellales; Plectosphaerellaceae.